Messenger RNA from Conger conger (European conger), 12775 nucleotides. RefSeq names its product zinc finger homeobox 3b (gene zfhx3b). Gene Ontology annotation, cellular component: nucleus. Lineage: Eukaryota; Metazoa; Chordata; Actinopteri; Anguilliformes; Congridae. Gene Ontology annotation, biological process: regulation of neuron differentiation; regulation of transcription by RNA polymerase II; brain development. The record is from RefSeq and is a predicted model, not a curated record. Gene Ontology annotation, molecular function: zinc ion binding; RNA polymerase II cis-regulatory region sequence-specific DNA binding; DNA-binding transcription factor activity, RNA polymerase II-specific.
AUAAAGAUCCAAAGAGUUUUUUUCUUUUCAAUCAUCAGAUCUCACUUUCACCUCUUCCUCUCUCCCUCUAACACAAGACACAUCGCCUGCUUUGCAUCCAAAUUAUUUUUAUAUAGCCUUUACAACUAUUACUUCGGUUUUUUUACACUCCGCAACAACAAUGAUCUUUCUUUUACCAUCCUAAAUGCAAACUGACCAAAAGGGACUGCCUUGAUGGGAUCUUUAGCCAAACCGUCUCUAUACUGGAUUAAAAAGCGAGGAUCACAAAGCGGCAGCAAAAUAUUGCCUGGAUGCGAUGAACGCCUCAUGUAGGCAUCAGCAUGGAAAGCUGUGAUUCUCCCGCCGUUUCUGGGACCGACGAUGGGCUCACCGCCGCCGCCGCCUCCCCGCAGCGCCCCCCGCAGCGCCCCCCGCAGCCCUGGAACGAUCACUCCAACGUGCAGGUCCCCCCCAGCAGCCCGGCCCCGUCCCUCGAGCCCCUGUCCCUGUCCGCGCCCUACCCCUCCCAGCUCCAGGGCCCGGGCGUGGCCCGCGAGGGCGUGAGAGACCAGCCCCCGCGCGCCGCGCGCACCCCGCCCUCCGCCCCCGCCGACGGCAGCCCCGCCCGGGCGGCGGCGGCCAAUAGGAAGGGGCCGGAAGAGGAGGAGGAGGAGGAGGAAGGAGGCGGGAGCUGCGGGGACGAGGAGGAAGAGGAGGAGGAUGAAGAUUUGGACGACUUGGAUGAAAUGGAGAUGGACGGCUGCUUCCCGAGUCUGCAGCCCUUCCCCGGGGGGCCCCUGGCCCCGGGCGGGGGGGCCAUGCCCACGCUCCUGCAGGGGGGCGCGGAGAGCGGGAGCGAGGAAGGAGAGGAGGAGGAGGAGGAAGAGGAGGAGACCAGCGACGUGGAGAACCUGGCCGGAGAGAUAGUCUACCAGCCCGACGGCUCGGCCUACGUUGUGGAAAGCCUCAGCCAGCUGAUCCAAAGUGGUGGGGGCGCGGGACCUGGCCUGCUCCCCACAAACUCCCUCCCCAGCACGGGGAAGCCGGGCGACCCCGCCGGGGCCCCUCCCUCGGUCUACCCUCAGAUCAUCAACACGUUCCACAUAGCCUCGUCGUUCGGGAAGUGGUUCGGCCCGUCAGACCAAGUUCCCAAUACCUCAACCCUGGCGGGCCUCAGCCCCGUCCUGCACAGCUUCCGCGUCUUCGACGUGCGGCACAAGAGCAACACGGAGUACCUGAACAGCGACGGGUCUGCCAAGAAGUCCUGCGUAUCCAAAGAUGUUCCCAACAACGUGGAUUUCUCCAAAUUCGACGGGCUGGCCCUGUACGGCAAGGGCAAGCCCAUCCUCAUGUGUUUCCUGUGCAAGCUGUCCUUCGGCUACGCGCGCUCCUUCGCCACGCACGCCGUGCACGACCACCGCAUGACGCUGAGCGAGGAGGAGCGCCGUCUCCUCGGCCACAAGCACGCGUCCGCCAUCAUCCAGGGCAUCGGCAAGGACAAGGAGCCCCUCGUCAGCUUCCUGGAACAAAACAAGAGCUCCGGCGCGCCCGCGCCCUCUAUGGUGCCGCUCCGGUCGGGGCAGAGUUUCUACGGUACCUUCAGCGGGGUGCACCUGGAGCCGGGCAGCGGGGCGCUCCUCAAUAAGGACUCGGAGUCGCUGGCCCCGCCCGUGGCCUUGGGCUCCCUGCUCUCGCUGGGCGCCCUCGGCAGCCCCAGGCCGCCCUCGCUUACCUCAGCCCCCGGCCCCGCCAAAGACUCCAGCACCCGGCCUGAGCAGGGAGGGAGAGCAGAGGGGCCCGGGACCCGCCGGGGGGCGGACGGCGCCGAGCGGGAGGCCCGGCCGGGCCAGGAGCUCCUCCCUGGCUCGGAGGCGGGCUCGGAGGAGGAGGAGGAGGAACUGUUAGAGGAAGAGGAGGAUGAGGAAGAGGACGGAGGUGCUGCAGCGGCCUGUGUCGGUGCUGAGGAGGGGGGACCCGCUGUCUCAAACCAAAGCAUUUCCAAAUCUCCUUUAUUAAUGCCUAGUAGCGCUCUCCGGCCUUCUUCCUGCCCCCCUGCGGCAAGCCCCACGCACAACAGCAAAGCCCCCGCCUCCGCUUCCUGUUCCUCUGCCUCCGCUUCCUGCUCUCCGGCGGCGGGGCCGGACGGCGGGGGGCGGGCCUCCGAGCCCCCUCCCAGCUUUAACUGCCAGGGGCCCGGCCUCCCCGUGGCGACGCCGGCCCCCUCCGGCAGAGGGGCCGAGGACGACCCCGCGGCCUGCCCGCCCGCCGCCCGCCCUCCUCCCCCCCCGGCCCCCGCCGACCCCGCCGCUGCAGACGAAAGUGCCAAUCGAGAUAGUGCCACAGCUGAACCAAAUGAAGGCCCGGCUGAGGGGGACGACGACGGCGGGGCCCUCCUGCACCAUCACCACCUCCACCACCUGCACCACCACCACCACCUGCACCCCUCGCCCCACGCCCACGGCCACUCCCACCCGGGGGCGCCCUGCGACCUGGCGGGCGCCGGGGAGUGCCCGCAGAGCCACGGCGGCCUGGGCGGCAGCGGGGUGGAGUGCCCCAAGUGCGACACGGUCCUGGGCUCCUCCCGCUCGCUCGGCGGCCACAUGACCAUGAUGCACUCGCGCAACUCCUGCAAGACGCUCAAGUGCCCCAAGUGCAACUGGCACUACAAGUACCAGCAGACGCUGGAGGCCCACAUGAAGGAGAAGCACCCGGACUCGGGCGGGUCCUGCUCCUUCUGCAGCAGCGGGCAGAGCCACCCGCGCCUGGCCCGCGGCGAGAGCUACACCUGCGGCUACAAGCCCUUCCGCUGCGAGGUGUGCAACUACUCCACCACCACCAAGGGCAACCUCAGCAUCCACAUGCAGUCGGACAAGCACCUCAACAACAUGCAGACGCUGCAGAACGGCAACUCCCUGGCCCCCGCCGGCGAGCAGGUGUUCGGGCACGCGCCCAGCAGCGUCAGCGUGGUGCCCGUUCCCUCGGCGACGCAGGCCUCCGCCCACCACCAACACAACCACCAACACCAACACCAACACCACCACCCGGCCCAGUCCGCCCACGCGGGCGGGGCCUGCGGGGCGCCCUCCCCCACCAAGCCAAAAAGCAAGCCCACGUGGCGGUGCGAGGUGUGCGACUACGAGACCAACGUGGCGCGGAACCUGCGCAUCCACAUGACCAGCGAGAAGCACAUGCACAACAUGGUGCUGCUGCAGCAGAACGUCACGCAGAUGCAGCACGGCCGGCUGGGCCUGGGCCUGCCCUCGCCCUCCGAGGCCGAGCUGUACCAGUACUACCUGACCCAGAACAUGAGCCUGCCGCCGGGCCUCAAGAUGGACCCCGCCGGCGCGGACGCCCAGUACCUGCUGGGCGGCUACCACCUGGACCCCAACAUGGCCGCCCUCGCCCCCACACUCGUAGGCGGGGAGCUCCCUAUGGACAUGCGUCUGGGCGGCGGUCAGCUGGUGUCGGAGGAGAUGAUGACGCUGGGGGAGAGCCUGUCCCAGACCAGCGACCCGUCCCUGAAGCUCUUCCAGUGCGCCGUGUGCAACCGCUUCACCACGGACAACCUGGACGUGCUGGGCCUGCACAUGGGCGCGGAGCGCAGCCUGCCCGAGGAGGAGUGGAGGGCGGUGGUGGGCGACGCGCACCAGUGCAAGCUGUGCCGCUACACCACGCAGCUCAAGGCCAACUUCCAGCUGCACUGCAAGACCGACAAGCACGUGCAGAAGUACCAGCUGGUGGCGCACAUCAAGGAGGGCGGCAAGGGCAACGAGUGGCGGCUGAAGUGCGUCGCCAUCGGCAACCCCGUCCACCUGAAGUGCAACGCCUGCGACUACUACACCAACAGCCUGGAGAAGCUGAGGCUGCACACCAUCAACUCCCGGCACGAGGCCAGCCUCAAGCUCUACAAGCACCUGCAGCAGAACGAGAGCUGUGUGGAGGGAGAGGCGUGCUGCUACCACUGCGCUCUGUGCAGCUACUCCACCAAGGCCAAGCUGAACCUGGUGCAGCACGUGCGGUCCAUGAAGCACCAGCGCGGGGAGAGCCUGCGGAAGCUCCAGCGUCUGCAGAAGGGCCUGCCCGAGGAGGAGGAGCUGAGCGCCAUCUUCAGCAUCCGCAAGUGCGCCCCCGACAACGCAGGAGAGCUGAGCGAGGAUGUGGAGGCAGCCGGGGAGGCCAGCACUGACCAGGAGGACCAAACCAAAGACGGGGAGAGUGGGGGGGAGAAGGAGCUGGCGAAAGGAACAGCUUCCAGCCAGGUGGACAGGGAACGCACCGAUUCCCCACUCCCCUCCAAACGCCCUUCCUCAAGGUCUGGGGUGACGGAGAGCCCCCUUUCCUCAAAGCGUCCCCGGACGGCUGACAAGAGCGCCAGUGAACAGCUGUUCCAGUGCCCCUACUGCAAGUACAGCAACGCGGACGUGAACCGGCUCAGGAUGCACGUGAUGACUCAGCACUCUGUGCAGCCCAUGUUCCGCUGCCCCCUGUGCCAGGACAUGCUCAACAACAAGGUGCACCUGCAGUUCCACCUCACACACCUGCACAGCGUCGCCCCCGACUGCGUGGACAAGCUUAUCUCCUCGGUGACGCCCUCGGACGUUCUGCCGGCGAGCAUGUUCGUACCUGUUCCAGGCUCGGAGAAGGACGGGCAGAAUCUGCAGACGAUGACCAACUCCAGCUCUGACGAAACAAAGAAACAGACAGAAACCUCAGAGGCAGACUCUGAGAAGGGGGCUCCGCCUCCCCCAGAGGUCACAGAAGCCCGCAGGUCGCCCCUGGAAGACCAGCAGCCGACGAAGGACGAUUCCACCGGCUUCCUGUGCUGGAAGAAAGGCUGCAACCAGGUCUUCAAGUCCUCCAACGCCCUCCAGAUGCACUUCAACGAGGUGCACAACAAGAGGCCGCAGCUCCCCGUCUCGGACCGGCACGUCUACAAGUACCGCUGCAACCAGUGCAGCCUGGCCUUCAAGACGGUGGAGAAGCUGCAGCUGCACUCGCAGUACCACGUGAUCCGCGCGGCCACCAUGUGCUGCCUCUGCCAGCGCAGCUUCCGCACCCUGCAGGCCCUGAAGAAGCACCUGGAGACCAGCCACCUGGAGCUGAGCGAGGCCGACAUCCAGCAGCUCUACGGCGGCCUGCUGAUGAACGGCGACCUCAUGGUCAUGGGCGACCCGACGCUGGGCGAGGACCACGUGGCCCUGGGCGAAGACGAUAAGGACGGGGAGGAGAGCGACGCCGAAGAGAAGCAGAGCCCGACCGGGAGCGACUCGGGCUCGGUCCAAGAGGACUCCGGAUCGGAACCGAAGCGCGCCCUGCCGUUCAGAAAAGGCCCCAAUUUCACCAUGGAGAAGUUUCUGGACCCGUCCCGUCCGUUUAAAUGUACAGUCUGUAAAGAGUCCUUCACGCAGAAGAAUAUCCUUCUGGUCCACUAUAACUCUGUCUCGCACUUGCACAAGGUCAAGCGGGCUCUGCAGGAGUCCUCCACCGGUCAGCCUGAGUCCACGAGCAGUCCAGACAACAAGCCGUUCAAGUGUAGCACUUGCAAUGUGGCGUACAGCCAGAGCUCCACACUGGAGAUUCACAUGCGCUCGGUCCUCCAUCAGACCAAAGCACGCGCGGCCAAGCUCGAAGCAGCAGGUGGCAGCAGUAGCUCCAUCUCGGCCGCGGGCGGAAACGGAGGCGGUGCGUCAGUAAGCACUUCUGCUCCCAGCCCCAGCCCCAGCCCGGCCACUAACUCAACGACCGCCACAAGCAACAGCAGCUCUUCCUCCGGGGUUCAGACCGUGUCCAGCCUUCUGGGCGGCGGGCACAUGAACCAGUCCCACAGCAUCGAAAGCUUGGGAAACUCUUCGGCGUCGUGUCACCCUCCUCCAUCAGAAAACCACGAGUCGAAGAAGAAGAAAUUUGCGGACAUGCUGUCGUCAAGGGGACAGCAGCAGCAGCAGCAGCAGCAGCAGUUGCAGCAACAGCAGCAGCAGCAGCUGGCUCAGGCCCAGGCCCAGGCCCAGGCUCAGCUCCAGCAAGAGCUGCAGCAGCAGGCCGCGCUCCUCCAGUCGCAGCUUUUCAACCCGGCGCUUCUUCAGCACUUCCCCAUGACGACCGACGCUCUCCUGCCGCUCCAGCAGCAGCAGCUCCUCUUCCCGUUCUACAUACCCGGGGCGGAGUUCCAGCUGAACCCCGAGAUCAACCUCGGCAGUCUGGCCGGCGCCACCACCUCCUCCCUGUUGGACGACCUGAAGAACUCGGCCCAGCAGAGCUGCUUGCAGCAGCAGCUGAUGCACCACCACCUGCAGCAGCAGCACCAGCAGCAGCAGCAGCAGGCUCACUCUCAGGCCCAGGGGCAGAUGGCUCUGCUCCAGCAGAGCGCGUCUCUUCUUCAGCAUCAGUCGGAAAAGAAGCCCAAGCCUGCGUCUCAGAGCGAGAAAGACCGAGACGGGCAGAGGGAUAAAGAAGCGAAUGAGAAAUCGGAAGAACACGUCUCCAAAGAUCCCUCGGAUAAUAUGAAAUCUAAAGACAAGAAGGAUCAACAGCCAGCUGCAGUGGGAGGAAACCAUGAACCCGGCUUUCCUCCGCCUAGAAUUGCCUCGGACGCUCGUGGAAAUGCAACAAAGGCCCUCUUGGAGAACUUUGGGUUUGAAUUAGUGAUUCAGUACAAUGAAAACAAGCAGAAAGUGCAGAAGAAAAUGUCAGGGAUCGGACCAGCAGGGUCAGGCGGGCAGGGUGGAAUCAGCAGAGUGGUGGAUCCCGUUGAGGGACUUGAAAAGCUGGAGUGUGAGGCCUGUGGCAAGCUAUUUUCGAACAUACUGAUUCUCAAGAGUCACCAAGAGCAUAUCCACCAGGCCUUCUUCCCCUUCCGUUCCCUGGAGAGGUUUGCUAAGGAGUACAGGGAGCAGUACGACAAGCUGUAUCCUCUAAGACCCCAGACACCUGAAACUGCUCCUCCUCCACCCCCGCCACCCCCACCCCCUCCUCCACCCACCCCAGCACCUCAGCGAGCUCCGACACCAAAUAUUCCCGUCUCCGCACCGUCCCUCACGCCCCCGGCUGCUCCCACUCCUCAGCCUGCCGUGCCCAUGACUCAGAUUCCCAUGCCCAUGGACCUGCCUCUCUUUUCGCCGCUGAUGAUGCAGCCUAUGUCCCUCCAGUCUCUGCCCUCUCAGAUGCCUUCACAGCUGUCCACUGUGGAGUCCGGCCUGGCCGCCGAUCUGGCCCACCUCUACCAGCAUCAGCUCACCCCGGCGAUGCUGCAGCAGCAGCAGCAAAACAAGAGGCCGCGGACGCGCAUCACCGACGACCAGCUGAGGGUCCUGCGGCAGUACUUUGACAUCAACAACUCCCCGAACGAAGAGCAGAUCAAAGAGAUGGCGGACAAGUCGGGCCUGCCGCAGAAAGUUAUUAAGCACUGGUUCCGCAACACCCUUUUCAAAGAGCGCCAGCGCAAUAAAGAUUCACCAUACAACUUCAACAACCCACCUAUCACCACUCUGGAAGACACCAAAGUAGAUUCUAAGCCACCAUCCCCUGAGCCCCAAAGACAAGAGUGCUACGGGAGCAAGAGAUCCUCAAGGACAAGGUUCACUGACUACCAGCUUAGGGUCCUUCAAGAUUUCUUUGAUGCUAAUGCCUACCCUAAAGAUGAUGAGUUUGAGCAGCUCUCCAACCUGCUGAGCCUGCCCACUCGAGUCAUUGUGGUAUGGUUCCAAAACGCCCGUCAGAAAGCACGCAAGAAUUAUGAGAACCAGGGUGACGGAAGCAAAGACGGUGAGAGGCGAGAGCUGUCCAAUGACCGCUACAUCCGUACAACGAACCUGAACUACCAGUGCAAGAAGUGCAGCCUGGUCUUUCAGCGCAUUUUUGACCUCAUUAAACACCAAAAGAAGCUGUGUUACAAAGAUGAAGACGAGGAAGGGCAAUAUGACAGUCAAAAUGAAGACUCUAUGGAUUAUUCCCAUGAAUAUUAUUCCCUGUCAGGGUCAUCCUGUCACACACCUAUGCCCUCCUCCUCUAGCCUUUGCCCUCUCCCCCCAUCCAACUCAGUUUUCUCUCACAUGUCAUCCUCCGACAAGGAGGAGGCCUCACCUGCGAACGCUUCAAACCCUUUUGACGAUAAGCCGAAACACUUGACUGAAACAUCCUCUGAGUCCCGGGAUAAUCUCGUGUCUGUCAAGCAGGAGAGCCCACAGCAGCCGCCGACUGAAACACAGAGGGAGCAGAAGCCUCCACGGGAGGAGAAGGCGCAGGUAGCUCCAAAGACCACAAAGCUCUCCUCUCCCUCCCCCUCCCUGCAGCAGCAGUGUGGUCCCUCUGUGUCCCAGGCCAGUCCAGCUCCUUCCCAGAGCUCCCAUAUGUCACUCAACCCACUCCUGACAUCUGCCUCGCAGCAGCAGCAGCAGCAGCAGCAACAGCAGCAGCUUGCCCAGCAGAUGAUCCCUUACCAGUGUGACCAGUGCAAGCUUGGCUUUCCCUCAUUCGAGCACUGGCAGGAGCACCAGCAGCUUCACUUCCUCACGGUGCAGAACCAGUUCAUUCACCCCCAGUUCCUCGACCGUCCCAUGGACAUGCCCUUCAUGUUGUUUGAUCCCGGCAACCCCCUGCUGGCCAGUCAGCUCAUGUCGGGAGGUAUGCCGCAAAUGCCCAGCAGCUCUGCGACUUCUCCCUCGACGCCUACGUCCACGAUGAACUCCCUGAAGAGGAAGCUGGAGGAGAAAGCCGGCACCAGUCCCGGGGAGAACGACAGCACCAACAGCGGGGAGGAGCCCCAGCGGGACAAGCGGCUCAGGACAACCAUCACGCCCGAGCAGCUGGAGGUCCUGUACCAGAAAUACCUCCUCGACUCCAACCCCACCCGCAAGAUGCUCGACCACAUCGCCCACGAGGUGGGCCUGAAGAAGAGGGUGGUGCAGGUGUGGUUUCAGAACACCAGGGCCCGGGAGAGGAAAGGACAGUUCCGAGCCGUGGGACCUGCUCAAGCGCACCGGCGGUGCCCGUUCUGCCGAGCCCUCUUCAAGGCCAAGACGGCCCUCGAGGCUCACAUUCGCUCACGGCACUGGCACGAAGCUAAGCGCGCUGGCUACAAUCUGUCCAACAUCCUUCCCGAUCAGGAGGGCUUGCUGAAGAUGGACCCUCUGGAUAUAUCCGGCUAUUCUCACCUCGCCCCGUCUAACAGCGGUGGACACUGUUCUUCUCUGUCUCCGCUGGGCAAGAGCAUGGAUCUGUCUCCCAGGGGUUUGUUGAGCCCAACAUCCAUCAAGGUUGAAGGGAUGGAGGACUUUGAAAGCCCAACUAUGUCCUCGGUCAAUCUGAGCUUUGACCCGAGCAAACUGGACAACGAUGACUGCUCCUCUGUGAACACGGCCAUCACUGAUACCACCACUGGUGAUGAGGCCAACGCUGACAAUGACAGCGUGGAUGCAAAGCACAGUCUCAACAGUGGUGAUUUUCUCUCCAAGUCUGGGGUGACGGCCUCCUCUGUGGAGAAUGAUGACCAGAUGUCAUCAGGGCUGGUGAGCCCCGCAACGAGUUAUUAUGCCAAGGACUUUGAAAAUGAAGCCAUCGUGGACUACAGCGAGACCUCAAGUCUGGCUGAUCCUUGUUCACCGAGCCCAGGAGCUUCUGGGAGCAGGAGCACGGAUGCCGGCGACCGCCCCGGCCAAAAACGCUUCCGCACCCAGAUGACCAAUCUACAGCUGAAAGUCCUCAAGUCCUGUUUCAACGACUACCGCACUCCCACCAUGCUAGAAUGCGAGGUGCUCGGCAACGACAUUGGACUUCCGAAGAGAGUUGUCCAGGUGUGGUUCCAGAAUGCCCGUGCCAAGGAGAAGAAAGCCAAGCUGAGCAUGGCGAAGCACUUCGGCAUCAACCAGACAUCCUACGAGGGACCCAGAACGGAGUGCACUUUGUGUGGCAUCAAGUACAGCGCCCGACACUCGGUGCGAGACCACAUCUUCUCCCUGCAGCAUAUCGCCAAGGUGAAGGACACCAUUGGGAGCCAACUGGACAAGGAGAAAGAGUACUUCGACCCAGCCACAGUGAGGCAGCUAAUGGCUCAGCAGGAAAUGGAUCGAAUUAAGAAGGCCAACGAGGUCCUCGGAAUGGGACCGCAGCAACAGGGGAUGUUUGACAGCCCCGCCCUGCAGGCCCUCUCGUCAGCCUACCCCACUCUGCAGGGGAUUUCCCCGGUCCUCCUGCCAGGGGUCGGCAAUCCCUCGUUACCGGGGUUCUCCUCAUCAAACACAGCUUUAACACCUCCAAAACCUCCAAACCUCCUGAACAUGCCUGGUGCCAGUGUACCAUCACCUAGUCUCCCCACAUCUGGAUUACCAAACAAGCCCCCCUCCUCUUCCUCCUUAGCCUCUUCAAGCCCAGCCCAGGCUAGCACCUCCACCACCCACUCUACCCCCACCACCACCUCCACCUCCACCUCCACGGCCACGCAGCAAGGCCCACGGCCUGACCCCCCCAAAGAGCGUGAUGCCGAGAGGUCCAGGGAAAAGGACAAGCCCAAGGAGAAGGCCGAGAAGCCGCCCACACCGUCCUCAACAGGCGGCACCCCAGCUCCCUCCACCUCCGCCACCAGCGCUAAGAAAGAGAAGCCCGAGACUGCUGUUCCCGCCACCUCCAUGCCGACACCCGGGAUGGAGUAUGUUGUGGAUCCAGCUCAGCUCCAGGCCCUGCAGGCUGCCCUGGCGUCUGACCCCACAGCUCUGCUGACCAGUCAGUUCCUGCCCUACUUCAUGCCUGGCUUUUCACCAUACUACGCUCCCCAGAUCCCCGGGGCCCUCCAGGGCGGCUACCUGCAGCCCAUGUACGGCAUGGAGAGCCUGUUCCCGUACAACCCGUCUCUGUCGCAGGCCCUGAUGGGGCUGUCCCCAGGGUCCCUGCUCCAGCACUACCAGCAAUAUCAGCAGAGCCUGCAGGAGGCGCUCCAGCAGCAGCAGCGACAGCUCCAGCAGCAGCAGAAACAGCAACAGCAGCAGCAGCUCCAGCAACUCCAGCAACCCAAAGUGAGCCAAACGCCCGUUCCCCCCCAGACCCCGGGAACCCCCGACCACAAAGAAUCUGCCAAAGACCCAGCACAAGCUGAAGAGCAGAAAGGCACUCCCUCCUGCGAGACCUCUUCCUCCUCCUCUUCCUCCUCCCACAAGAACCUAUCCUCCGAGCGGCACGAGACGGACGGCAAAGGCACGGACGGCCCUCUCGACCAGUACAUCGUUCCCAAGGUGCAGUACCGGCUGGCCUGCCGCAAGUGUCAAGCCGUCUUUGUAAACGAAGAGUCGGCCAUCAGCCACCUGAAAUCGAUCUGCUUUUUUGGUCAGUCUGUGGCGAACCUGCAAGAGAUGUUGCUUCGGGUCCCCAGCAGCGGGAGCAGCGGGGAGGGCAGUCUGUACGACUGCCUGGCCUGCAACGCUACGCUGGACGGGGACAAAGCGCUCAGUCAACACCUGGAGUCGGCCUUGCACAAACACAGAACAAUCAAGCGAUCAGCCAGAAAUGCCAAAGAGCACGCUUCUAGUUUAUUACCUCACUCUUCAGCCCGCUUCCCCGAUCCUAACACCGCAUCUACCUCGCAGUCUGCCUCCCACAAUAACAACAGCCCCCCUCCUCCGCCCGUGACCCCCACCACCAUGCCGUCCUCCACCGUCUCUUCAUCCUCGUGCUCCUCUUCCUCCAUGGCCACCUCCCCGCACACCACAGCUGCCGGAAAACCCUGGCCCCAGGCCCCCUUCUCCAGAGCUUCGGCUGGGAAGCCCAACGCCACCUCUCCUUCGACUUCUCCUUUUUUCCCUCCGGUGUCCUCACCUUCAACGGUUACCUCAAGUUCAUUGAGCACCUCAGGGGUUCAGACCUCGAUACCAACAGACGUCUUUACCGAUGAGUCUGACUCUGACAGCAGUCAGAGGUCGCCGGGCCAACGGAGUCGCCUGGCUGAGGAGCCACAGCAGCCCAGCUGUCUGAAAGACAGUAGUAGUUGUAGUAGUAAUCUCGCUAGUGUAGGAACGGACUCCAUCCGAUUGUAAAAGAGCUUUCAAUGAUGGACAAUAUUUAAAAAAUACAAAAGACAAAAAAAAAAAAAAAAAAAACGUGAGAAAACCAACUCAAAAAAAAAAAAAAAAGCAGCGAUGUUAAAAAUGUUUAAAAUAUUACAAACCAAUUUCCGAAGAAAAGAUGUGUAAAGACUAACUGCAAUUCCAAAGCUUGUAACCAAAAAUUUAAUGUUAGUGGAUUGUUUUCCCAUAUCAACAUGCUGGUUUUCGUUUAUAACUCAAUUAUACAGUAUAUUGAAACAAUGAUGACUGCAGUGAAGCUUUGGAUACGGAUAGAGGAAAGCUGUAUAGCAAUGGACUGCCUCAAAUGUUGCUCAAAAUGGCCCCUGAAUCCCCUCCUCCGGAAGAUGAAUUAACAACUUGUCCCUCAUUUGUAUAAUUAUUCCCAGUGAAUAGCACAGUAACAAGAAGCCAGUAUGCACUGUAUGGGAGAAUAGUCUUACAUUUACAGUUGUCUUGCUAUCGAAGCAUUCAGAUACCAAUGGCUUGCUAAAAUGAAAAAAAAUAAUGUAAUGUCUAUUUUAUUCUCAGGUCAACAGCUCACAACCUUUUUUCUGUCACAGAAAUUCAUUGUUUUAUACUUUUUGUUCCGAACAAUAGAAAAAAAAACUGAUUUUUUAACUUAAUUUUACAGGCAGAAAGUAUUAAAAAGAGUAAAUAUUAUAAAGGCAUAGCUUUCUUGGGAUUCAAAAAGGGUAGCUGAUCUGCUGAUUUUAAACAUUUUAAAUCGUUUUUAUGGGGGGAAGUAGCAC